AUUUUUAACUGAAAAAUAUAAAUUUUUAUAUGAUUAAACUAGUUGCAUUUGUUUAUACAAGAAAAAAAAAAAAUAUAUUGGCAUUGGAAGUGAUGACUGAUGAGAGAGAGAUAAGUCCAGUCAGUCAAAAUAACAAAAUACAUCUGCGCAUUAGAGAGAGAUACAUGACAGCUGUGUUGUUGUUUUUUUUUACAUAAUUUGGCGGCAUGACAUAAUAUAUUAAUAAUAAAAACAUAUAGCUAAUAAGAGUAUAUUAAGUUUAAUGGUAAAAUAUUAAUAAUAAAAUGGCAAAGAAUACGAAAAUAAAUUUAAUUCCUCAAAUGGAUCAAGAAAAUGAAGCAGAAGACUUGAAUGAAAAACAACAAUUGAUUGAUGAAAUAAAACAAUUGAAAGAAUUGAUUUCUGAUACUGAGUAUGCUUUGUCUUUGAAGGAAAAAGAUAAUCAGAUAACUGAUAAUGAUGAUUUGAAUAAAGAACCAAACAAACGACAAUAUAAAGUUAAAAAUUGGCAAUAUAUUUAUCAUCAUGAAUUGGAUAAACUUGCUGGUUUAUAUUGUCAAAAAUCAAUAAACAAUGAGUAUGUUUUUUGCUUUGAUGUAUCAUCAAGUGGAAAUUCUGAUUCUGUUUUUGCUGUACAAUUUUUUAUAAAUGAUGGUAAAGGAACAAUUGGAAAAUACAUUAUGCCAUCAAUUGACACAAUGGAUUUAAUUAUUGCUGAAACACCAAUUGAUCAAUUAAGUGGUAUUAUUCCAUUUUUAAAUAAUUGUAAAAGACAUCUUGAUUGUUUUGCAAAUCGAAGAAAACAAUACAACGAGCUUCAAAAAUAUACGUUAAAUUUAAAAAAUAUAAAAGUUGAUGCUGAUAUGGGCUUUAACUUGAUCACCAUCUACUUUAAACAAGUUUAUGAUAAAGAUACUGAUGAAUUUGUUAAUAUAACAGUUUAUUGUUCAUAUAAUAAUGGUUCAGCUAGACCACAUAUGAUGAACAUUGAUAUGAGUAUUGAAAAACAACCAACAGAUGAUAAAUUAAAAAAUAUGAAAAGUUUUCUUAAAGUAUUCAAGAAAAAAUCUCUCUAUGAUGCUCUUCAAGAUAUAACUGAUACAACUCAUGAUCAAUUUUUCUGGGAACCUGAAGAACGUGGUACCACAAAUUCAAUUGACAUAAAGACUGUCUGGACUUCUGAUGAAACAGAAUCAGAAGAAUCAUCAUGGAGUGUAAAAAAAUCAAAGAAAAAAACUAAAAGAAAUAAAAGAAAAGUACCACAAGAUUUUGAUACAAUAAAUGAUUCACAACAAGAAAAUAAUGAACCAGAUGAUUUAAAACGAACAAAAAAAAUUAAAAAAACUGAUACAAAGAAAAAACAAUUGACAACAAAAGAUAAAAUUAAUAAUAAACCAUUGAGACAAAGUUUAUUAAAUUUUAAAACAAAACAAACAGAAUCAGUAGAUAAAAAAAUACCAGUAGUUGAAGAACCAAUGGGAUCUGAUGAUUCAACAGUUAAAAAUGUACCAAUUACUCCAAAAAAAUUAAAAACAAUAACAAGUACACCAAUGCCAACAGGUUUAGAUAAAUUGAAAAAAAAUCCAAUUACUAUGAUGGAAUUAAGUCCAAUAUUGAGUUCAAAGUCUCCACAUAAAUCAACUAAAAACUUGAAAAACCCAACAACAUCAGUGAUUGAAUCAAAGAACUCAAAAAAAUCACCAAUAAAAACAAAAAAAUCUCCAAAUAAAUCAAAAGAGUUACCAAAAAAAUCAAAAAUUGCUGUACCAAAAAAAAAAAAAAAAUUUUAAACUAGUGUUAUAAAGCGAGUAAAAAAAAUUAUAUAAGUUUUAAAAGUUUUAUAUCAAGUGUAUGUGCAUUAACGGACAAUUGUUUUUUUUUUUUUUUUUUUUACAACAAUAGCAUGAACAAUAUAUUGAUAAAAUUAAAAACCUGGCACAGACUUAUUUUGAUUUGACUAACUUACAUGAAAAU
Molecule: messenger RNA, 1974 nt
Organism: Aphidius gifuensis
Lineage: Eukaryota; Metazoa; Arthropoda; Insecta; Hymenoptera; Braconidae
Exons: 4
Coding region: 285-1790 (501 amino acids)
Source: RefSeq, a predicted model, not a curated record